AUGAGUAGGAUUAUUUCAAAUUCCUCAGCCAAUUUUGAUCGCAUCUCUAAGCUCUCUGAAAAGCUUAACAAUAUCAGCCAAUACCCGCAGCCUGAAAAAGGAGGUCGUUUAGAAGAUUUAGAAAGAAAAUACCAAAGUAUCGAAGAAAAACUCUACGAAAUCCAAGAAACAAACUCCAAAAAAUUCGCAAGUCUCCGUGAGCAAACAGUCAAAAUCCAAAAAAUUCUUGAAGAAGAAGUGUCAGUUAGAGAUUCUUUAUUUGAUGAACAAUCUCAUAGUUUGGAGUCCACUCAAAGCGAGCUUGAACAGUUACUUCAGGCAGAAAUUUCUGUAAGGAAAGAAUCGGAUUUAAAAUUAUUAAGAUAUCUUGAAGAAAAAUCCUCAAAUUUACGCUUAGAUAUCAUAAAUGAAGCUAAAAUCCGAUCUCAGACGUUUGAUAUUAUAAAAUCACAGGCACAAGACGAAAUUCCAGCAUUAGAAGAAACGAUAAGAAAAGAAAAAUUAGCAAGAGAAGGGAUUGAAGAAGCAUUGGAUAAUGAGUUGAAAGAAGAAAUUGAAAAAAUUGAAGGGGUUGUAGGAACUGAAAGAAAAGCAAGAGAAGAAACAGAAGAAGCUUUAUUAAGCAUGCUAAGAGAUGUUGUUGGAAGAAUGAGAACUGAGCUAGAUCAAGAAAGAAAAGACAGAGAACUCACUGAAGAAACCCUUUUAUCGUUACUAGAAGAUACCUGCGCCAAACUAAGCGCAUUGGCUCCACAAUAA
Blepharisma stoltei is the source of this 759-nucleotide messenger RNA. NCBI's taxonomy places the organism in Eukaryota, Ciliophora, Heterotrichea, Heterotrichida, Blepharismidae. The record is from the annotation of a GenBank genome assembly.